AUGGCGGCUCGGAACCACCUCCCCUCUCCAGUGGAGCGUUCCCCCCUGGAGACUGGAACGUUCCCCAUUUCACCCCGCCCUCCCUCGCUGACGCAUCCCUCGGCUCGCUCCCUUCCCCUGAUUCCCCUCUCCCCUCUCUCGUCACCCCCUCUCCCCGUCCCCCCGUGCCCCCUGAAGCCCAGUUUCCCCAAGGGACGCCUGGGGCUGGAAAAAUUAGACGUCGUCGAGAAGGAGCUUUCUUCCGCUUCUGACUCGAACCCUCAGAAACUGCACAAGAGCUCUCUCCUUGACUCCACCAUGCCCACCGCGACCUCCAUCCCCGUUUUCGACUUCCCCACUGGCUCGAUUAAGGAUUAUUUCACAAUUGACGCUGAUCUGCUAGGGUCGGGGGAGUUCGGGGUGGUUCGCCGCUGCAUUGACAACGCCACGGGCGAAACCUUCGCGUGCAAGACAAUUCAGAAGAGCCGCCUCGUCUCCGAGUCGGACCGCGAGGAGGUCCGCCGGGAAGUCGCUGCAAUGCAGCGCGUGAUGGGCCACCCAGGCGUAGUUAAUCUCCGCGCGGUCUUCGAGGAUGAUAAGGAGGUGCACUUAGUCAUGGAGUACUGCGAAGGCGGGGAGCUUUUCGACGAGGUGAUUCGACGGGGAAGGAUCCCGGAGAAGGAAGCUGCGCUGCUGUUCCGCCAGAUCGUCUCCGCCGUCGCAUUUUGCCACGCGCGCGGCGUAAUGCACCGCGACCUGAAACCCGAGAACAUCCUCCUCAAGAAGCAGCUCGUUAACGGAAGGGAAGCGACGUUCGCGAAGCUCGCGGAUUUCGGCCUGGCCAUUGGUCUCGAGGAGGGUGCAAAGGCUAGCGGCGCCGCGGGUUCGCCGUUUUACAUGGCGCCUGAGGUCCUGACCGGGGAAUACGGCGUGGAAGCCGAUGUGUGGUCUCUAGGAGUUAUCUUAUACGUUCUGCUCAGCGGGAACACUCCAUUCUGGGGUCCUGAUGACAACGCGGUCUUCGCGUCGGUGCUCGCCGGGAGAGUUGACAUGUCGGGUCCUGCCUGGGCGGGAGUGUCGGCGGAAGCGCGGAGCCUUAUUCGCUGCAUGCUGCAGCGCGAUCCGCGGAGACGGCCGAGCGCCGCGAAGGUGUUGUCGCACCCGUGGAUCUUGGUGCAUCUGUAUGGCGGGCGGGUGGUGCGCAAGGUGGUGAACGUUCAGCAGCUGCAGCACGAGCGGUCGGGGAUUGCGCAAGCGGCAGGGGUUGCUGCUGCCGCUCCUGCUGCGCCGGGCGCAUGA
Closterium sp. Naga37s-1 is the source of this 1278-nucleotide messenger RNA. The record is from the annotation of a GenBank genome assembly. Lineage: Eukaryota; Viridiplantae; Streptophyta; Zygnematophyceae; Desmidiales; Closteriaceae.